Trichoderma virens Gv29-8 is the source of this 933-nucleotide messenger RNA. RefSeq lists its product as uncharacterized. The annotation marks the transcript as partial. The transcript has 3 exons. Gene Ontology annotation, molecular function: zinc ion binding; DNA binding. Gene Ontology annotation, cellular component: nucleus. Lineage: Eukaryota; Fungi; Ascomycota; Sordariomycetes; Hypocreales; Hypocreaceae. Gene Ontology annotation, biological process: DNA-templated transcription. The record is from RefSeq and is a predicted model, not a curated record.
UUUCUUGAUCCUGAAGCGUUUACCAGUGCUCAGCUCAAGGUACCGGAGCCCGAUAUUGGUCACCUUAUUACAAAAGAUGUAUCUGAGUGUGUCGGCGACGUUGCCAACAUCAAGGCGAUAUCCGACAAGUUCUUCACUUCUGUCCAUGAAUGGAUGCCAAUCAUAUCGAAAAUCCAGUUUCUGACCAACUUGGUCAGUUGGUUGACCCAUAAACGUGCUGAACUCUACUUUCUCAUCCUUGCCAUGAAAUUGUCCUGCGAGCAAGUUUCGGGACCGAGAACACCGCUUUAUCAAAUCACAAAGUACUUGCAGUUUCGAAUUGAGAAUUCCGGAGCUUUAUCUCUUCAAGUAAUUCAGGGCUCGGUUCUCAUAGCCAUUUAUGAGAUGGGGCAUGGCAUCUAUCCGUCGGCAUACUUAUCUAUUGCGGGGUGUGCUCGUUAUGCUACCGCUCUGGGGAUUGAUAAGUCAAUUCUCUGUCGAGAUUUAGACGGUGUCCCGAGGAACGAGCUGGAGGAACGUCGCCGAGUGUGGUGGUCAAUACUUGUGUUAGAUAGAUUUCUGAACUUGUCGGAUCCAAGUCGCCAUCUAGUAACGGCGGACCCAAUCUUGGAGAAUUGGCUUCCGGUUGACGAUGCUGCAUUUAAUAAUGGAACCAUCCGGCCUGAAGAUGCCUAUACACUCGGUUCGGCCACCGCCCUUGAUCUAGGCCGAUUUGCCCGAUUUGCGCAGGCUGCUCAUUUGAUCGGCCAAGUUCUGCGUCAUGUUGCCGAAGGAUCAAGUGAGAGCGAGACGGCACAGCUGAGACGCACCAUAUUUUCUCUAGUCAGCGUUUCAAAGCUUGAAGCGCACCUAAGGCAACUGGAGUUCUGCUCCCAAACGGCUGUGUGCUACUGGUAUGUGUGCUUCAACGAAUCUAUUCGUCUCGCUCGCUAA